Molecule: messenger RNA, 893 nt
Organism: Rubroshorea leprosula
Lineage: Eukaryota; Viridiplantae; Streptophyta; Magnoliopsida; Malvales; Dipterocarpaceae
Source: the annotation of a GenBank genome assembly
AGCGGUUUUACGGUUCACACCAACAACCCCUUCCCACCUCCUCAAAACCCUAUAUUUCUCUACAUAAUCCUUAAAUUUCACAGAAUUUAGAGACGUAUCCCUCUUCCUGGUGAAGAUGAUCGACGGGGGCGAUCGUGUUAAGGGUUCGUGGAGUCCGCAGGAGGAUGCUAACCUCAUCAAGUUGGUGGAGCAGCAUGGCCCCAGGAAUUGGUCCAUGAUAAGCGCUGGGAUUCCGGGGAGAUCGGGGAAGUCUUGUAGGCUGCGGUGGUGUAACCAACUCAGCCCCGCCGUGCAGCACCGUCCAUUUGCGCCCAAUGAGGAUAACAUCAUAAUUCAGGCGCAUGCGGUUCAUGGGAACAAAUGGGCCACCAUUGCGCGGUUACUGCCUGGACGUACGGAUAACGCCAUCAAGAACCAUUGGAAUUCCACCCUGCGCCGGAAACGUGUGGCGGAGUUCUCAGCCGUGUUGUCUGAAUCGGAGUCUGGGAUGAAGCGGGUGAGUGUGGAUGAUGACUCGGAGUCUGACUCGGGGGUGAAGAGGCAGUGCUUGGGUUUGGGGCAGGAGCGUGAUAGUUACACAGAUGAUUCCAAAUUUCUGGGGUUGGAGACUUCCCUAACGCUGUCUCCGCCAGGGGAGAGUACUGUCUCAGGGAUUGUAGAGGAAAAGGUGGAGAAGAUGGCAGAGGGGAAGAGGGAGGAGGAGGAGGAGAAAUGCCGGGCCGUGGAGAUAAUGGAGGAGACCUGUUUUUUGAGCGUCAUGCGGCGCAUCAUUAAGAAGGAGGUUAGAAGUUACAUUGAUCAUUUAAGAAGUCAGGAUCAGUAAUAUUCUUGCAUAAAGAUUUCUCAAACUUUUGUGGGUCUUCUUUUUUUCUUAAUCAAAUUUUAAUGAGUUU